CCUUGAUCCCAGGAAAAAUACUGGACUAAGGGCAUAGAAAUCUGAAGACCUCUGUUUCUUCUAGAAGAGGUGGAGAUGCUAGAAACACUAACAUUUAAAAUAUGUGGAGGAAUUAAUCUGCAAAAAGCAUGUGCUUACUGGUGCUAUGGAAUGAAGGGGUGUUCAUUUGCAGAUGAAGAAAAUGAUCAGCUGGAAGGUGGAAAUGGUCAGACAUAACCUUCUUUCUGGAAGCUGAUGUGAUUUUGCUUUAGGAGGUUUUCCAUAUAAUUUCCAUACAAUUUUGUGAUUUUAGGAAUUGUCACCUUGGUUUAAUAGAAGGUGAUAAAGUAAGAAGGAGAGAUGGGAAAUCCAGAAAACAUUGGAGAUGCAUAUGUUGCUGUGAUUCGUCCAAAAAAUACUGCUAGCCUCAAUUCUCGGGAAUAUCGAGCUAAAUCCUAUGAAAUUCUGCUUCUUGAAGUUCCCAUUGAAGGCCAAAAGAAAAAAAGAAAGAAAGUUUUGCUGGAAACUAAACUUCAAGGAGGCACUGAGAUAACCCAGAGCAUCUUGGAUUAUGUAUUAGAAACCACCAAACCAAUUUCACCAGCCAAUCAGGGUAUUAAAGGAAAGCGUGUGGUGUUAAUGAAGAAGUUUCCUCUCGAUGGAGAGAAGGCAGGCCAGGAGGCAUCUCUUUACAUUGUUCCAACUGUUGUGAAAGAUAAUACGAAAUAUACAUACAGUCCUGGAUGCCCUGUGUUCUACUGUUUUCAAGACAUCAUGAGAGUCUGCAGUGAAUCCAGCACACACUUUGCUACGCUUACUGCAAAAAUGUUAAUUGCCUUGGAUAAGUGGUUGGAUGAACGGCAUACCCAGUCUCACUCCAUCCCAGCUUUAUUCAGACCAUCUCCUCUUGAGAGAAUUAAAACAAAUGUAAUAAACCCUGCCUAUGCUAUAGAACCUGGUCAAACAGAGAGCUCAUUGCACAUGGGUUAUACUGCCCUGGAAAUAAAGAGUAAAAUGCUGGCAUUGGAGAAAGCAGAUAUGUGUAUCUAUAAUCCUUUGUUUGGAUCUGACCUUCAGUAUACCAACAGGGUUGACAAGGUUGUAAUAAAUCCAUACUUUGGCCUUGGAGCCCCGGACUAUUCAAAGAUUCAGAUUCCUAAAAGAGAAAAGUGGCAACGUAGCAUGAGCAGUGUCACAGAGGACAAGGAGCACCAGUGGGUAGAUGAUUUCCCUCUUCACCGCAGUGCUUGUGAAGGAGACUCUGAUUUACUAAGUCACCUUCUGGAUAAAAAGUUUUCUGUUAAUCAGUUGGAUAGUGACCACUGGGCACCAAUCCAUUAUGCAUGCUGGUAUGGAAAAGUUGAAGCCACUCGAAUGCUGUUGGAGAAAGGGAAAUGCAAUCCAAAUCUUUUAAAUGGUCAACUAAGCUCUCCUCUUCAUUUUGCUGCUGGAGGUGGACAUGCUGAAAUAGUACAAAUUCUACUAAAUCAUCCUGAAAUUGACAGGCACAUUACUGAUCAACAAGGAAGAUCUCCGCUGAAUGUCUGUGAAGAAAACAAACAAAAUGAGUGGGAAGAAGCUGCAAAACUACUGAAGGAAGCCAUAAAUAAACCUUAUGAAAAGGCACGAAUUUAUCGCAUGGAUGGGUCAUAUCGCUCUGUCGAGCUGAAACACGGAAACAACACAACUGUCCAGCAAAUCAUGGAGGGCAUGCGCCUGUCUCAAGAAACUCAGCAGUAUUUCACUAUCUGGAUCUGUUCUGAGAACCUCAGUCUCCAGCUGAAGCCGUAUCACAAGCCUUUACAGCAUAUUCGAGACUGGCCUGAAAUAUUCACUGAACUGACAAACUUGGAUCCUCAAAGAGAAACUUCACAGCUUUUCCUGAGAAGGGAUGUGAGACUUCCACUAGAAAUAGAAAAAAAGAUUGAAGAUCCAUUGGCUAUUCUUAUACUUUUUGAUGAGGCCAGAUAUAAUUUAUUGAAAGGUUUUUAUACAUCACCUGAUGCAAAGCUGAUUACACUGGCAAGUCUGCUUCUACAAAUAGUCUAUGGAAAUUAUGAGAGCAAGAAACAUAAACAGGGCUUUCUAAAUGAAGAAAAUCUUAAAUCUAUUGUACCAAUAACUAAACUAAAAAGCAAAGCUCCUCAUUGGACAAACAGGAUACUUCAUGAAUACAAGAAUCUCAGCACCAGUGAAGGUGUCAGUAAGGAGAUGCAUCACCUUCAGCGCAUGUUCUUGCAGAAUUGCUGGGAAAUUCCUACUUAUGGAGCAGCUUUUUUCACAGGACAGAUAUUCACCAAAGCAAGUUCAAGUAGCCAUAAAGUCAUCAAAGUGUACGUAGGAGUAAAUGUGAAAGGGCUUCAUCUUCUCAACAUGGAAACAAAGGCUUUACUUCUCAGCCUGAAGUACGGCUGCUUUAUGUGGCAGUUGGGAGAUGGAGAUACGUGUUUUCAAAUCCACAGUCUGGAAAAUAAAAUGAGCUUUAUUGUACAUACCAAACAGGCAGGACUCGUUGUAAAACUCCUGAUGAAAUUAAAUGGCCAGCUAAUGCCAACUGAAAGAAACGAGUGAUGGAAAUGAACAAUAGUUAUGAGAUGGCAUCUGAUGGCUGAGCAAAAAACAACUUGUUCCUCCUCAUAACAGGACUUCCAUGUACAUGAAUUUUCCACAAUAGAAAAGUCAAUUUGUACAGUUUUUUUAACUUUGUACAGACGCUGCAUGGAUUAUUUUUUUAAAAAAAACUAUACAACAUAUCUAUUAUUUUUAUAAAUAUUUUUGUGUUUCAUAUAUUAAUUAUUGUAGGGCUUGAGCUUAACCAAUAAAGCUGAUGAAAUCUAAAUGGUUUACCGAGUUUGACGAGCAUGAACCCAGUAAAGCUGUUGUUCCCAGAGAAAUACGGGACUACCAGUGCCAUUAAGCAAGUCUCAGUUAACCUAUUUACUUUUCAUGUCAUUGCGUGGAACAUCAAGGAGGUGGUAUAUGUUGCAGUAUUUUGUAGACACCCUGUAUUUUUAAGCUAUUAUUGAAAAUAUGCUUAAAAGAUCAGUUAGACCUUUGAGCAACUACUUUUGAUAAACUCUUGGUUUUUAUUUGGUUUCUGACAAACAAUUUAGCUCACUUUUACUCUUAACUUUCUCAUCUUUGUAUUAAUAUUUAUUCUAAAAUACUGCAUGAGGAUGCCAAAAGGGAAAUACUUUAAAUCAUUCAGAAGCCAUAUUGAAUGUUUAGCAUGCUUGUUUUGUAGAAUGGAUUUUUACUUUUGCUGUGCAAUAUAAAAUGUAUGUAUGGAGGAGAGGGAGACAGGGAUCUUUGCAGAUGAACCUUACUCAGAGGACUUGAGAAAGUUUUAUAAAUCCUACCCUGGAUUGCAACACAUAUGCAGUAACAGAAGCUUAUACAGGAGGUACUAAGUUAUUUCUCUUAAAUUAAUUUUCUUACUGCUUAAUUCAGUUUCUUCAGGCUAAAAGCAGUGCAGUAUGCAGGAAUGAAGAUGACAAGGAAGUCAGAAACAGUUUGUAAGCAUUCUGCCUGCUCUUUGUAGGGUUCGGGUUCCACAAGUUGGGUCCCAAGUGUAAGGUGGGAUUCUAUGCAGUCUGAAGCAUAUCCUUGUAUAUUAAAAUAGAAUUUGUAACACAAAUCUUUGAAGUUUCUGGUUGUAUUUCAGGGUUUUAAGUGCACUUGACUGUUUCUUCCAUGUAAACUGCAUGCUAAAAUGGUGUGCAAUAUUUUGUAAAAAAAAAAGGUUUUAUAAAAAAUAAAAAUUAGCACUUGCCUCUAAGUUUUCAAAUAAAAGCUACAAUGAAUGUGAAGAACUGUGCUGUUGUAUAGUAACUUUACUCAUACCUUACUAGUAACUGCAGUUUAAGAAAUUAAAGUAAUAAGCCGUUAAAAACAUGAACAGGAGAUUUGUAUUUUGUAUUCUUCUUAGCAAGCUGUACUUUUCUACUUAAACCUCACAGGCCUAAAUAACAGUAAAUUUUCAUGGAUUGUUAUGCUUUAUUUAAGGUGAAUAAUGCAGCAGUCAGGUCCUUCAUCAUGCAUCCCUGCUAUCACUUGUCACUGGUAUCAGAAAUACAUUUCUCUACGUAGCACUUUCUUAGAAAACUAGAGGAAAAUGUUAGGAAGAUGUGUCAAUUGCCUAUAUAACAAUACUGUCAAUAUGCCUUAUUGCUGUAUAGUCCUUUCUGCUAAAUUCUUAUUUAUUACUACCUAAUAAAUUGUUUGCAACAGGUCA
This is a messenger RNA of Lonchura striata (white-rumped munia), 4213 nucleotides long. It is a transcript of the gene KRIT1, whose product is annotated as KRIT1 ankyrin repeat containing. Gene Ontology annotation, cellular component: plasma membrane; cytoskeleton. Lineage: Eukaryota; Metazoa; Chordata; Aves; Passeriformes; Estrildidae. The record is from RefSeq and is a predicted model, not a curated record. Gene Ontology annotation, biological process: negative regulation of angiogenesis; cell redox homeostasis; regulation of establishment of cell polarity. Gene Ontology annotation, molecular function: protein binding.